Molecule: messenger RNA, 297 nt
Organism: Trematosphaeria pertusa
Lineage: Eukaryota; Fungi; Ascomycota; Dothideomycetes; Pleosporales; Trematosphaeriaceae
Exons: 1
Source: RefSeq, a predicted model, not a curated record
GCUAUUCCUAUUCUUAAGGCACUUGCUGCAAACGACAAUCUACGCAACUAUUUAUUUAGACGCUUUAAACGCGACGAUCCUCCGCUCUACGCAUUGUCGACUAAGUUAGAAGAGUUUAACAAUAAUUCCCUUACGCCACUACUACCACUACUACGCGGCGAGCUACUAGAAGAGCUAAAAGCUAUUAUAGAGCAACUAAUUAGCGACGAUAAAAUAAAGCAUAUUGCAUUUAACAUAGGAUCUAUUAUAGACCCGGUCGAUUUCUAUUACACGGAAGCGAAGAGAGAGGAAGACUAA